AUUCUUGUUUAUUAUUCAGUUAAACCCAUUUGAAGUGAAGUCUUUUAAUUUGCAUUCACAGUAUUGCUAUUAUGACAGAUCUUCAAUUAAAACAUGGACAAUACAAUAUCCGUCUCUCGCGCGCCUCUUCACUGGUGACAUCACCAGUCAGAGUUGGAUCUGGAGCUGUUGAAGAGCUGUUGUUAUUUCUGGUGUGAAGCCGCGAGGAGUGUGUGUGUGUGUGUGUGUGUGUGAGAGAGAGAGAGAGUCUCUCCCUGUGCACGCGUCACGAGCGGCGGAGCUCGCGGGAUGGACGCGUCGGCGCGGCGCUGAGCGGCUCCGGGAUGCGGCGGUGUGCGACGCUUCUGAUCAUCGCGCUGACGGCGGGCGCGAGCGUGGCGCUGCAGAUCCAGUGCUAUCAGUGUGAAGAUGUUCGGCAGGAUGACUGCUCCUCACCAGAGUUCAUUGUUAACUGCACCGUUAACGUGCAGGACAUGUGUCAGAAGGAAGUGCUGGUCAUGGAGGAUGGGAUUCACUACAGGAAGUCGUGUGCGUCGUCAGGGGCGUGUCUGAUCGCGUCGUCGGGGUAUCAGCAGUUCUGCACGGGGAAGCUGAACUCUGUCUGCAUCACCUGCUGCAACACAGCGCUCUGCAACGGCCCACGACACAAGAGACGAGCGGCAUCCCACACCUGCAGACCCUCCAUCAGCCUCUACACCAGCCCACUGCUCAGCCUCAUGCUGCUCCACCUGUGCUCACACUGACACGCCAUGUAUAGACAAAAGAUGCAGUGUCAGUCCUGACUGAAACACCUGACAGAGCAGUGAACUGUUUCUUCACACACGUAUGACCAUGAACAGGUCUGCUCUCACAGACUCAUGUGUGCGUCUCUCAGUCGCUGUUUUAGGAGUAUGUGAAUCCUGCGGUGCUGAACAUUCAUCAGUACACUUCACACACAAACCAGUCCUAUAAUCCUCAAGCGUUUGCUUCCUCGGAUCCGUAUCUUCUGUGGUGUUGGUGUUCAUCACGUGUCUCUGGUUCUCCAGCUUCUUCUGCUCUUCAGUGACUGAGAUGUUGAGAUCAUUGUGAGGAUGGGAACUCCUGAAGAUCUGAUCGCUGGAGAGGUGUUUGUCUGGUGUCACUCUCAUGUAGCUUCUGAACACAAAUAAGUCAUUUCAUCUCUUAUAAUAGUAUGAAUGCAGAGGGUUUCUAAAGGUAAAUAUAUGCUUAUACAUUAAGAACCAGUCAACUCUCUGGAAAAUAUCUGAUUGAACAUAUAUUUAAUCAAAUGUGUUGAAUUACAUCUGUCUGAGGGAUAAUAUAUUGAGUCACUGUCUCAAAAUAAUGGCUACUCAAAUAUAUAAAAUCAUGGACAACA
Molecule: messenger RNA, 1357 nt
Organism: Carassius gibelio (silver crucian carp)
Lineage: Eukaryota; Metazoa; Chordata; Actinopteri; Cypriniformes; Cyprinidae
Product: ly6/PLAUR domain-containing protein 1
Exons: 4
Coding region: 324-743 (139 amino acids)
Biological process (GO): acetylcholine receptor signaling pathway
Molecular function (GO): acetylcholine receptor inhibitor activity
Source: RefSeq, a predicted model, not a curated record